CCCGGCUCCAUCUUUCUGGCCGGAUGUGUCCUGAGCCCUGAGCUCGGAGGCUCUGAGGGGCCCUGGGAACUAAGCGUAGGCAGAAGUGGGCAGUGACAGGUGCAGGCGGGACAAACCCACUGCCCAGGGCUCAGGAGGGACUCAGAGCCAGGAUAGACAGGGAGGGUCCCGAGGGAACGCGGUCAGUCGGUGCAAUGUCACUCGCCCAGCGGCCACUUUGUGCCAGGCCUGUGCGAGGCAGUUUCUGUACCUCCUGGGAGAGGAAUUAGGGCUCCUGUUUUACAGAUGAGGACACGGAACUCAGAGCGACCGGCUCGUUUGCCCGGCUAGCGAGCGGCAGAGGCAGGAUCUGAACUCGGGUCAGUGGGCCUCCAAAGCCUCAGUGGUCUCUCCCCUGCCUCGCCUGCCCGACAAGGUCUUCGCUUCUCCGGGGCCUCCCUGUGCACAGUAGAGCAAGGUGGCAGCGGGGGCGGGGGAGGGGAGUGUAGGCAGCCCCCCAUCCCGCUCAGGCUGCCUCCUCCCCCCAGGAACUGCUCGGAGAUGCUGCCGGGGCCCCUGCUUUUCCUCCUGCUGCCCCUGUCCCUGCUGCUGCUGCUGCUGCUACUGCUGCGGCCGCCACCGGCCACACUGGGGCAGCCGGGCUCCUGGGAUGCCAGGCUGUCCUGGCUUGCUGGCCUCCAGCACCAUGUGGCCAGGGGCGUCCUGGGCUGGGCAGCUGCCUGGCAGCAGUGGAAACUGGACCAGAGCACACUGCACGUGGGCCAGAGCCAGCAGCAGGCCCUGGCGUGGUGUCUGCAGGGAGACCAGGGUCCCCGCGGCCCCCUCAGGGGGAGCACAGAUGUGAGCACCUUCCGGAAUCUUCUCCCUCUGACCAAGGCCAGCCAGGCCCAGGAAGAAUGUGGGGGGCCGCUCCUGUCCCCUCCCCAAGGCCCUUACUGUGGCGGGACCUCGCUGCAGGCCACGCUGCUGGGUCUGGGGGCUCUGAACAAGGCCUUCCCAGGAGUGCUGGCUCCGGGAAGCACAGCCCGUGUGACCCCCACAUCGCCGUGGCCCAGUCCCUUCCCCUGGCCUGGGCGCGCCUUGGGCCUGCUCAGCACCCCCGGAGUGACGGACCCCAAGGCCCUGCUGCUGGCGGCCCUGAGGUCCCCAGGGCUGAUGGCGCUGGAGGCCGGGACGGCAACCGAACUCCUGGACGUCUUCUUGGGCCUGGAGGCCAACGGCGAAGAGCUGGCUGCGGCCACAGCUGCCGGGAAGGCGGGCGCCCCGCUGCCUGGCCGGGCAGGCGAGCUGCGCGCCGCGCUGGAGCAGGGCCCCCGGGGACUGGCCCUCCGGCUGUGGCCACGGCUGCAGGUGGUGGUGACGCUGGACGCAGGAGGCCAGGCGGAGGCCGUGGCUGCCCUCAGGGCGCUGUGGUGUCAGGGGCUCACCUUCUUCUCUCCUGCCUAUGCGGCCUCUGGAGGGGUGCUGGGCCUGAACCUCUGGCCAGAGCAGCCCCCCGGGCUCUACCUCCUGCCCCCGGGAGCCCCCUUCGUUGAGCUGCUCCCAGUCAAGGAAGGAGCCGAGGACGAGGCCGCCGGCACCAUCCUGCUGGCUGAGGCCCAGGAGGACAAAGAGUACGAGCUGGUGCUGACUGACCACGCCAGCCUCACCAGGUGCCGCCUGGGUGACGUGGUACGGGUGGUCGGGGCCUACAAUCAGUGUCCCGUCGUCAGGUUCGUCUGCAGGCUGGGCCAGGCCCUGAGUGUGCGAGGAGAGGAUAUCAGGGAGGACGUGUUCCAGGAGGCCCUGGGCCGGGCCGUGGGGCAAUGGCAGGGGGCCAAGCUCGUGGACCACGCCUGUGUGGAGAGCAGCAUUCUGGACUCCUCCGAGGGCUCUGCACCCCACUAUGAGGUGUUCGUGGAGCUCAGGGGACUGAGGAACCUGUCCGAGGAAAAUCGGGCCAAGCUGGAUCACUGCCUCCAGGAAGUCUCCCCCUACUACAAGUCCCUGCGGUUCCGGGGCAGCGUGGGCCCCGCCCAGGUCCACCUGGUGGGAACGGGGGCCUUCAGAGCCCUGCGGGCAGCCCUCCGAGCCUGCCCCUCCCUCCGCGCCCCCCCUGAGAUGCCCCGGGUCCUUAGACACAAGCACCUGGCCCAGUUUCUGCACAGGAGGGUGGUGUCCUGAGCCAGGGCCCGCCCGCCGCUGGGCUCCCCUCGGGUCUCUCCAGAUGGGGGUCCUUGGCCAGUGCUGGGGUGCAGGCUCCGGGCGUAGAGCAGACCCCAGCCUGUGACCACGUGGAGGCCACUGUGGAGGAGCUCCCCAUCUCUCCCAUCAGAAAAGUGUUCGGCCACGCUCAUGAGUGCUGGGGGGGGCGUGUCAAAGGCCCCAGGGGCGACCCUCAGCCGGUAAGGAACAGGGACUGAUGCAGACAGACCUCCGCGUCACUGUUCCUGAGGCCCCCACACGGUCUCUCGGGGUCCUCAGCUGCCCAUGGCCGUGACCCACUCAUGAGCGCACAUUAACGCAGCCCCCCACCACCACCAUUGUGCUUCCAAAUAAACCUCUGGCACCCAGA
Messenger RNA from Oryctolagus cuniculus (rabbit), 2554 nucleotides. The record is from RefSeq and is a predicted model, not a curated record. NCBI's taxonomy places the organism in Eukaryota, Metazoa, Chordata, Mammalia, Lagomorpha, Leporidae.